Molecule: messenger RNA, 2228 nt
Organism: Drosophila innubila
Lineage: Eukaryota; Metazoa; Arthropoda; Insecta; Diptera; Drosophilidae
Gene: cact
Product: NF-kappa-B inhibitor cactus
Exons: 7
Coding region: 309-1937 (542 amino acids)
Molecular function (GO): protein binding
Source: RefSeq, a predicted model, not a curated record
CGACAAAAAAGCUCAAACAUUUUUAGUGCAAUUGUCAACGUGAAGCAAACAAGACGUGUAAGCUUUGCUUAGCCGAGUGUUAAUAAAGUUCAAACUAAAGCGAGACGCGUAUUUUAAUGUGGAACAGUAUGCAAAUCGAAUAACAAUUAUAUUAGAAAAGUCUAAAAGAGUUGACAACAAUAAACAGCUGAACGUAUAGCAAACGAGACGUAGGCAAAAAAAAUUAACUGUGUGGCAAUCACGCAAGAAGACGAAGUAGAGUAACUCAAUCGAAUUCUAAAGGCCAGCAGGCAACAAGUAUCGACAAAAUGUGGAACCAAACGGCAACAGCAGCAACAAGUGAUAAUAACAAGGAAAAGGAAGCAGUGGAAGAUUGUAGCUGUGCUGGUGGUAAUAGUGUUGCCAGCACCAUCAGUCCUGCCAGUGUUGAGCAGCAGCAAAAAUCAGCGAUUGAAAGUAACAGUAAACAAUCGAAAUCAGCAGCAGUAACAACAACAGCAACAACUACAUUUGGCGGCAUAACUAACGAGAAGAGCAGCGAGCAGCAACAACAACAACAGCAACAAAGUAGCAGCAACGCCGCCAUUAAUAAGCAAAAAGAAUUUGCAGAACAAAGCGAAACAACUGAUUCUGGUUUCAUCUCUGGCCCGCAAUCAACGCAAUUAUUUAGCGGGGAAAUAUCCGAUGAAUACGACGAGCCGCAGGAGCAUAAGAAGCAUUUCGAACAGGACAAGGAAAAUCAAGCGGAUCAAAAGCAACAAGAACAACAACAAGACAAACAAGCUACGGUGUCCGAUUCGGGAUUUAUUACAGGAGAGGUUGAGAUAGAGGAGGAGGAGGAGACUAAAGCUAGCACCGAAGAUUCGGCUGCCAACCAAAUGCGCGUUGAACACACUGUCGCUUUGGGUGGGGAAUGGUCCGUUCAAGCGAAUUUAGCCAGCGGCGGCGUCAACAAUCUCAAUAAAAUAACAGCAACUGCCAAUAAUCCUCCACAAAAAAAUGCCCCACAAAACAGCAAUAGUGCAACAACAACAACAAAACCAGCAACAAAUGCACAAUUAAAUAGCAGCAACAUUAACAUCAUGAACGCCUGGGAACAAUUCUAUCAACAAAACGACGAUGGCGACACUCCAUUGCAUUUGGCCUGUAUAUCGGGCUAUGUGGAUGUUGUAGCUGCACUGAUACGUAUGGCACCGCAUCCAUGCCUCUUGAAUAUCCAGAACGAUGUGGCACAGACUCCACUUCAUCUAGCUGCACUUACCGCACAACCAACAAUUAUCCGCAUGCUUCUUUUGGCCGGCGCUGAGCCUACUGUGCGUGAUCGUCAUGGCAAUACGGCUCUACAUUUGUCCUGUAUUGCCGGAGAGAAGCAAUGUGUUCAUGCCCUUACCGUUAAAUUUGGCGCCUCGGAGAUUCAUGAGGCACAUCGUCAAUAUGGACAUCGCUCGAAUGAUAAGGAAGUCAGUUCAUUGAGCUAUGCCCGCUUGCCUGCCGAUCUGGAGAUACGCAACUAUGAUGGUGAACGCUGUGUACAUUUGGCCGCUGAAGGUGGGCACAUUGACAUUUUGCGCAUUUUGGUAUCACAUGGAGCCGACAUUAAUGCCCGGGAGGGCAAAGGUGGACGCACACCACUGCAUAUUGCUAUCGAGUGUUGCAACGAGGAUUUGGCCAAUUUUCUGCUGGAUGAAUGCGAGAAAUUGAACCUGGAAACAGCCACAUAUGCCGGACUAACGGCAUAUCAGGUGGCAAGCGUAUUGAAUAAGUCGCGCAUGCAGAACAUACUCAAGAAUCGGGGCGCUGAGACAUUAACGCCGCCCGAUAGUGAUUAUGACAGUAGCGAUAUUGAAGAUCUUGACGAUACGAAGAUAUACGAUCGCUUUGGUGAUCCACGUUACUUUGCCAGCUACAGUGGUGGCAAUCCGAUGACAGUGGCCUAAAAAAACUAUGCUCCCACUUUUGACAAAACAAUGUAUUGAACAACACGUAUAAUUCCAAUAACAUUUACUGUUGCUGAAAUCCCAUAUUGCGAUAUUUUGACACACGUUCCACACGAAGAUGAACAAACAAACAAUUAUCUAAGAGAAUGCAACCGAAGUAAACAUGUAAUUUGCAACAAUUGAAGAAGACGUAUGUUUAUUAAUAUUAUAUGUAUAUAUUAAUGUCAACCCUGUCGAAUCAUUGGGAAACAGAAUAAAGCAUAAGGUUGCAGUACGGCAAGCAUUUUAUUA